Melitaea cinxia (Glanville fritillary) is the source of this 1603-nucleotide messenger RNA. It is a transcript of the gene Nplp1, whose product is annotated as neuropeptide-like precursor 1. The record is from RefSeq and is a predicted model, not a curated record. The coding region runs from base 87 to 1493 and encodes 468 amino acids. Lineage: Eukaryota; Metazoa; Arthropoda; Insecta; Lepidoptera; Nymphalidae. The transcript has 6 exons.
AUCAUUCCCGCCAAGAUCAUAAAGUAAAAAGAACCCUGAAUUAAAAUUUAAGUUUCAAAGUGUGUGACAAGAGGCUGGGAUUGAAAAUGAAGGGCAACAGGCGUUCAAGUUUCAGAGGACAUAGCAGCAGGUUUCUCAUAAGUUUUACAACACUUUUUCUAGCGUACUCUGUUUACAUUGAUGAGGUAGUAGGAUUACCUACUGAUACUUCAUCUAACACUUGGCCAACUUUUCCACGAAGGAAUGUAGCAACCUUAGCAAGGGAUGGAUAUUUGAGAAGUGCAGCUUCGAGUUUUAAAAGAAGCAUUUCAACAUUAGCUAAAAAUGGCCAGCUUCCGACAUUUAGAUCACCAUAUGACGAAACUGAUAAACAAGAACAAGACGAAGACGUAUCUAACGAGAAAAGAAAUCUAGCUUCGAUAGCUCGACUUCGCAGCUUCAAUGGUAUGAAAAGAAAUGUACAAUCACUAGCAAGAGAUGGUUAUCGAUUUGGAAGAGGCCAAUAUAGUCAGCCAAAUGAUAAACGAAAUAUACAAGCCUUAGCCCGUAAUGGAAUGCUUCAUAAGAGAGACGAUAUUGUUGGCGAUGAGUAUUAUUUUCCUUUUUAUCAAAACCCUGUACCGCCUCUAUCCGAAAUGGAUGGUCCCUUAGAUUUUAAUGAAAUGUACGAUUUUCAACAAUCAAUAAAUCCAGAUAUGUUACCGCCUCUGUCACAAGUUUUUAAGCGCAGCGACGUUGGUGUUCCGGUAGACUAUGAUUCCAAUAUGGAUUACAAUGGUAAUUGGUAUCUUAAGAGGGGUUCUUUUGGGUUGCCUGCGCAUGGUCUUUUUAGACCAAUUUAUAUUGACUCUGCUGGCACUAGGAACAGACGUUCCAUAUACAACAUCCCUGAUGUACUCGACCGAAAUGAUAUCCCAGAAGAUAAUGACAACGGAAAUGAAGACAAACGGUCUGUAGAUAAUGAGGAUGACGUAUCGCGUGAAAAUUUUGAAAAACGUCAUAUUGGGUCAUUAGCCCGGUUAGGUUUAUUACCCUCGUUUAGAUUUUCUGGUGGACGAUAUAGUAGGUCUGGAAGAGCCAGAUUGUUAUUGCAUAGUCAGGAAUUAUACAGGAAGCAUACCCCUGACGAGAAUUUCGGGAUUAGGGAAUAUCUCGCUGAUUCCAAAGCUGACGAUUCAGACGACUCCGACCUACCGACGCCGCCAGUACUUACUAACUCGCACCCGACCGGCCGAUACCUCCACCGACCGUUAAAUAACGACCUUCCAAAUACUCCCCUUCCCCAGUCCCCCCUUUCUCUCAACUAUCCAGACACAUUUGCCAAAAACCGCUGGCAGAGCAAAGAAAACCCGAAGUUUUAUUACUUUAGAUCCUUGAAAGUCCCAUAUCAUUCUUCAGGCAAGCGAUAUUUAUUACUUCCGGCCGCCGAUAACAUUCUCCUUAGGAAGACUUACCGCAACAGCAGUUUACCGAGUCGUCGUAAGAAUCAAUAGCUAUGUCAUUGUAAGCUGGGCGUUCGAAAGUCACUCAGCUUGGUAGAAACCAAAACGUAAUUGAUUUUUUUUUAAUUUUGUAUAUUUUAAUUAAAAAAAAUUAUAUAUGU